AUGGAAGCGUUUACAAAAAUGGGAAACCAUAUGGUUUCUGACUCUGCAGCUACUAUUAAUGCUAGUGGUGACGAUAUCUCAACGGCAGACGGCGACGAAAGCGUGUUGAACAUGGCGGGCGGGCCUCAGAAACGAAGACAUGAUGAUGAAGACGAAGGCUCCGAUACUCUCGAUGAUGACGACGAUGAUGACCUGGAGAGCAUGGCGAGUGUAGCCAUUGGCGGUGCCGGCAAGACACAGGCAAGCAAGACAGAGGAGGAAAAAGAACUUCCCGCACACGCUUGCGGCAGUGUUGUCAAAUGCUUGACCUGCAACAAGUGGUUUUGCAGUGCUCGUGGAAACACCUCGUCCUCGCAUAUCGUGAACCAUCUGGUCAGGGCUCGCCACAAGGAAGUUCAGCUCCAUCCUGCGUCGUCGCUUGGUGACACUAUAUUGGAAUGCUAUAACUGCGGAACGAAGAAUGUUUUUCUUCUCGGGUUUAUUCCGGCAAAGUCUGAUACUGUCGUUGUGCUGCUUUGCCGUCAACCAUGCGCGGCCAUGCCCUCUUCAAAGGAUAUGAACUGGGACACAUCACGAUGGCAACCUCUAAUGGAAGAUCGUUCGUUCUUGCCGUGGCUUGUUUCUGCGCCAUCUGAUCAAGAACAGCUCCGAGCUCGUCACCUCAGCCCUCAGAUGAUUGCCAAGUUGGAAGAACUAUGGAAGGAAAACGCCUCAGCAACUGUGGAAGACUUGGAGAAAGCUACAAACGUAGAUGACGAGCCAGCUCCGGUUUUGCUCAGAUACGAUGAUGCCUACCAGUAUCAAAACGUAUUUGGUCCCCUGGUCAAAAUUGAGGCCGACUAUGACCGCAAGUUAAAGGAGGCCCAGUCGCAAGAUGGCCUCACCGUGCGAUGGGAUCUUGGCCUGAACAAUAAGCAUCUUGCCAGCUUUGUUCUCCCAAAGCUAGAGCUUGGUGACGUGAAGCUUGCUGUCGGUGACGAAAUGCGUCUCAAAUAUGCCGGGGAGCUUCGACCAAAGUGGGAGGGCGUUGGAUACGUUAUCAAAAUCCCCAACAAUCAGUCCGACGAAGUUACCAUCGAGCUGCGUUCAAAGGGAGACCACAAGUCUGUGCCUACAGAGAUAUCCCAUAACUUUACUGCGGAUUAUGUCUGGAAGGCCACCUCCUUUGAUCGUAUGCAGCUUGCAAUGAAGACCUUUGCUGUGGACGAGAUGAGUGUGUCAGGUUACAUUUUCCAUCGUCUGCUCGGAAACGAGGUUGCUGCGGCCCCUAUGAAGACCCAGAUGCCGAAGCAAUUCAGCGUUCCUGGCCUCCCUGGCCUCAACAGCAGUCAAAUUAAUGCCGUCAAGGCAGUAUUACAAAAACCCCUGAGUUUGAUCCAGGGUCCACCUGGAACUGGAAAAACUGUCACGUCAGCGACCAUUAUCUAUCACCUUGCAAAGGUCAAUGCAGGCCAAGUGCUCGUCUGUGCCCCAUCGAACGUUGCCGUCGACCAGCUCUGCGAAUGUAUUCAUAGAACCGGACUGAAAACCGUUCGUGUUACUGCAAAGUCACGAGAAGAUGUUGAAUCACCAGUUCGCCACCUUUCCCUUCAUGAACAAGUCCGCAACAAUGACAGCAAUAUUGAGCUUGUUAAGCUUAACCAGCUGAAGACUGAGCUGGGUGAACUUUCCAGCCAGGAUGAAAAGAAAUAUAAGCAGCUUACCCGUGCUGCUGAGAAGGAGAUCUUGACUAACGCCGACGUUAUCUGCUGCACUUGCGUUGGUGCCGGUGACCCACGACUAGCAAAGUCAAAGUUCCGAACCGUUUUAAUUGACGAGUCGACCCAGUCUGCGGAGCCAGAGUGUAUGAUCCCACUUGUUCUAGGAUGCAAGCAGGCUGUCCUUGUCGGUGAUCACCAGCAGCUUGGACCUGUCAUCAUGAACAAGAAGGCUGCCAAAGCUGGAUUGAACCAGUCUCUCUUCGAACGACUUGUUAUUCUAGGAUGUGCGCCUAUCCGUCUAAACGUUCAGUACCGCAUGCACCCCUGUCUGUCUCAGUUCUCUUCGAACAUGUUCUACGAGGGUUCUCUCCAGAACGGUGUCUCCAGCGAGGACCGUCUGCUCAAAAAUGUUGAUUUCCCUUGGCCUGUUGCAGAUAAACCUAUGAUGUUCUGGUCGAACUUAGGGAAUGAGGAAAUAUCUGCCUCCGGUACAUCCUAUCUCAACCGCACUGAAGCUGCCAAUGUCGAGAAAAUUGUUACUCGUUUCUUCAAGGCUGGCGUUAAGCCAUCCGGGAUUGGUAUCAUCACUCCAUAUGAAGGUCAGCGCAGCUACGUUGUCAGCUCUAUGCAGUUGACCGGUACGUUCAAAAAGGAGUGGUACAAAGAAAUUGAAGUCGCAUCAGUCGAUGCAUUCCAGGGCCGUGAAAAGGAUUUCAUUGUCCUUUCCUGCGUUCGAUCUAAUGACCACCAAGGAAUUGGUUUCCUUAGCGACCCUCGUCGCCUGAACGUGGCCCUUACCCGUGCGAAGUACGGCCUGGUCAUCCUCGGAAAUCCCAAGGUUCUAUCCAAGCAUCCGCUGUGGAACUAUUUGCUACGCCAUUUUAAGGAACAAAACUGUCUUGUAGAGGGCCCACUUUCCAACCUGCAAACCUCCCUCAUUCAGUUCAGCCGACCAAAGCAAGCUUACCGCGGCCCUCAGCGUUUCCAGAUGUCAUUUAAUCAUGCUUCUAACGUCGAUAGCAGCAUGCUGAAUGGAAGGAAUGGACACCACCACGAUUAUCACGAUGCCGGAUCAGUCGUUAGCUAUAUCCCAGAUGACGUUUCUUCCGUACAUUCAUCUGCUCUGGGUGGUGUCGCCAUUCCAUCUGGAUACCCGCAUAUGUUCCAAAACUUCACCGAAUCGUGGCCUUCUGGCCCCAAUAACCGACGUCCAAACGGUUCCAGGAUGAGGGGCGCUCCAAGCGUUGCGGGCGAGUCCGUCGCAGCUACGGAGUCCGAUGUUACUGGCAGCGUCGUUGAUGGAAGGAGUACCAUUGGUCAAGGUGGGGUCAGCCUCUCAGGCCUGAGUAUCCAUGAUGUCCAGAAGCAGACCAGCCUGAGCCAGUCUGAUCGUCUGAAGCGCUACGUUGAAUCAAGCGGUCGUCCCGAGACGUACCGAAGCGGAACUGACGCCGGAAGUGUCUUCGGUGGAAGUGCUGCUGGAAUCCGUGUCCCACGCCAGAACCUAGGACAUUCUGGAGACGACGACGAUGCCCGCAGCGUCUCAACCGCGUUUGCAAGCCAAGUCGGAGGAAACUAUGACUGA
Nannizzia gypsea CBS 118893 is the source of this 3285-nucleotide messenger RNA. Its product is annotated as ATP-dependent helicase NAM7. Gene Ontology annotation, cellular component: cytoplasm. Gene Ontology annotation, molecular function: RNA helicase activity; zinc ion binding; ATP binding. Lineage: Eukaryota; Fungi; Ascomycota; Eurotiomycetes; Onygenales; Arthrodermataceae. Gene Ontology annotation, biological process: nuclear-transcribed mRNA catabolic process, nonsense-mediated decay. The transcript is spliced from 2 exons. The coding region runs from base 1 to 3285 and encodes 1094 amino acids. The record is from RefSeq and is a predicted model, not a curated record.